AUGCCGCCACGCUCGUCCUUGACAUCUUCCUUCUCAAUCACAGACGCUACCAACGAAGUCGUCUGCCCUCUUCGCAAUCAAGAUGGCUCCAGCUGUCGCAAGCGAUGUGUCGGCGAAAAGCGAUAUCGCUCCAUGCAGGAGCAUAUCCGCCGCGCCCAUCCUGAGCAUUACAUCCCCAAGCUCCCCGCGACCGAGGAGAGCUUCCUGCUCAUGAUCAGCUCCCCGCCCCAGGAGCGCCGCAACGACCAACCCCCAUCAUCUGCCGGACAGAGCCUCAACGACAGAGGCAAUUACUAUCGUGACACACCGAGCAACCCUGGUACGCCGCGCCAUAGUGAUGAGUACACCACAAGUGGUGGUAACCGAAUGCUGGGGGCAGCUCGCGCCGCCGCAGCUCUCGCCGAGCUUCACGGCAUCAAGUCUGAGCGAGACAUUGACAUGGAUGGCGGCUACUAUUCGGACUCGGAUGGGCGGCGCAUUCCUCGAAGCUCGAUUGAGCUGCCUCCCCUCAAUCUGUCUCACAACGACAUCACCAGCGAUCCGUUCUCUGGCGGUAGGCCACGCGAAAUCCUCCCGUCGCUCAUGGCACAUUCGCCUCCCGGCCGCUCGUCAACCCUGCCCCCACUGCAGCGACCACUCGGCCAAAGUCGCCCUCGAAAGCAGUCGGUCUCGAAGCGCGGCCGCGAGCCUCACCACAAGAAAAAGAACUCGAGAGGGCAGAACAUUGACCUCUUCCGCCGGCUCCAGAACGAGGAGCCGCCGCGCUACGGUGGCUUUGACCGGAAGGCUUUGUCUGCGGAACCGUCGGCAGACCGCGAUAAGCGCUGGGCAGACCUGAUUGAUGCUGCCGCCGCUUCCGCCGCCGGCGACCUGGACGACCGCACUCCAGUGCCUCAAUCGCCCGUUUCCAUCCAGCGAGGUUCUCUGCCGCCGUUCCAGCAUCCGCAGCCAGUGCAACCGGCGAGCUACCAGGCCUCUCCUUUGCAGCAGGCGCUCACGCCCCCGUCGUUCAACCAGGAUGUUGCCGAACCCUUCCCGUCAGUGGAAAGCGGUGAGAGUGGCGAUACCUUUCACAUGGGCUCCCAGGGACUCUCGGAAUCAUCGCCGAGCUACGGCUCCUCGCAAAACAUCCAGAUCUACUGCGCGGCCUGCCAGGGAGUGUCACAGCUCAAGAACUCCGCAUAG
Messenger RNA from Purpureocillium lilacinum, 1185 nucleotides. The record is from RefSeq and is a predicted model, not a curated record. Lineage: Eukaryota; Fungi; Ascomycota; Sordariomycetes; Hypocreales; Ophiocordycipitaceae.